AUGGCUCCGAUACCCAACAAUCCUCGCUCGUCGGACUCUAACGUGGAUCUCGAGCACGCGGCGACAAUGAAGGAGCUAGGCGAAUUGAUGCUGGCGGAGAGGGAGUAUGAAAGCCCACAGGAGCUGGCAGCCUCUAUGCUCGUCUUCCCCGGGCGGCGGUCCCAACCGGUCUCGAUUGCCAGCUCGCGGACGUCGCGCAGCAACUCUCGGGUAUCGCAGAGGAGUGAGGAGAAGAUUGUCGUAUUCAAAGAUGAGAACGAUGGACGGCCGGUACAGAGGGCCAAUCAAGCUCCAAUCGGGCCCUCGGUGUCGUCGUCGAGAUCUACGAUGGAGAAAAAGCUAGAGGCUUUGCAUGCCCACUCGCAGUCAAACUCCGAUUCUUCAGCAUACCGAAUGCGGCCUGCCAAUGUCGUCGCUCAGCAUGUUAGCAAGGCGCAUCCGCACCUUCAAGCUGCUACCACCUCUCCCGAUGCCCAGAGUCUCGUCGAACACCUACACAGCAUCGCCGAAGAGCGAGCACAGCUUCUCCGCAGACUGACUACCCUCAACGAGGCGGAGAACGAAAUCUUAGCACGCCUCGCACACUCGAUCCCUCCCUCAGCAUCUGGACACUCGCGCACCCUGAGCAACGAAAACGCCGUUCUGCCUGCAUCAGCGCCGCGCACAGUACCUGCCGAACGUCCUGUUCUCCCCGCACCCUCAGAGAAGCUCCCGCCACUGCAGCCGUCGAAAACAGCCCGCACACAGCCGCGGCUUCCCCGCCCAGUCUCAGCGCCACCGAAAUCGACGCCCUCUGGCUCACAGCACCGUACACCGAGCACGUCCAAGCGCAUUCCACUCGGCGACAAGACGGACGCAUCUCUCGCGCCGUUCGACUCCGCACCGGCGUACACCAUGGAGCAACACAUCGCCUCUCCGGGGCGGAAGUCUCCAGACCGGGCCCCUGCCCCAGGCGAAGCCUCCUAUCACCCGACCGAAGAAGCCACGCCCGCUCGGCCCGGGCGCCCAGUCCAGGUGCCGACAAAGUUCGGCGACGACGAAGAAGAAGAAGAAGAAGCAUUGGAAGCCCACGGACAAAAGCGCGGCAGGCCAGGGACGCCAGCCCGCGUGUCGAGGUCCUAUGACGUGCCUCCUACCGUGGCGCGGAAGCGCUGGGCUUUCUGA
Messenger RNA from Trematosphaeria pertusa, 1164 nucleotides. RefSeq lists its product as uncharacterized. The transcript is spliced from 3 exons. Bases 1 to 1164 code for a protein of 387 amino acids. Lineage: Eukaryota; Fungi; Ascomycota; Dothideomycetes; Pleosporales; Trematosphaeriaceae. The record is from RefSeq and is a predicted model, not a curated record.